ACAAAUGUGCCUGGUUGAAAACAAGUCUUGUUACCUUCCUAUCCUGAAUCUGUUACAUAGUUGCUACUUAUUGCUUAAAACAAAAUGACUCAAAAGUAUGAUUUGCUUAACCAAGGAGAGUAUAAUGAAAUGGAUAUAUUUGGAUACAAAACAGAAAGAUGGAGACAGAUCUUGUGCAUUUUUGGAUACAUUUUUUCCCUUGGAAUACUUCGCCUCCUUUUUUAUUGGAAGCCAGAGGUGGAAGUAUGGUGUCUCUGUGCCCCUUGCAGCUUGGAUGAUGCAGAUGUUAUAUUGCUCAGGACCACAGGUGAACUUAAACAGUGCUUUAAAAAGAAUAUAUCAGUGAUUCAUCCCUGUGUGAAGUCCAGAAAGCAAGGUUAUCACAACAUCACCGACCAAAACUCUAUUUUAGACAAUUCUAUAAGACCAAAUGGCCCUGUACGUUUCAUAACUGUACAAAAAAAUCGUUAUAUUUGGGACAGCUCUGAAAGCAUGUUUAAGAAAGUUGGGAUUCUGGAUGACAGCCUCUCAUGCGCAGAUGUACACACAAAAUUUGGAUUAGGUUUAACAGAGGAAGAGCAGGAAAUCAGAAAACAGAUCUGUGGAUUGAACAAAAUUGAAGUGGAAAUUAUUCCAAUUUGGAAAUUAUUCCUUAAAGAGGUUUUCAAUCCAUUUUAUGUCUUUCAAUCAUAUUCAAUGAGUAUUUGGCUAGCUACAGGCUAUCUUGAAUAUACCAUGGCAAUACUAACCAUGACUGUUAUGUCUAUUAUUGCAACGAUAUAUAAUUUGAGAGUGCAAUCAGUCAAAUUACACAAAAUGGCGGCAUCCUACAACAGUGUCAUGGUUACCCUGCUUCAAAAAAAUGGAGAAAUUAAAGAAGUGGAAUCUCAGUCUUUGGUCCCAGGAGAUGUGAUCAUAUUAGCUAAAAACAAACUAUUCUUACCCUGUGAUGCAAUACUAAUUAGUGGUGGGUGCACUGUCAAUGAAGGCAUGCUAACAGGGGAAAGUAUUCCUGUGACAAAGACUCCACUGCCUUACAUAGACAACUCUAUUUCAUGGAAAAAAUAUAGUGGUGAUGACUAUAAAAGGCACAUCUUAUUCUGUGGAACCCAAGUUAUCCAGACAAAGCCACAUGGCCGGGAUCUAGUUAAAGCUGUUGUGUUACAGACUGGAUUCAAUACUGCAAAAGGCGACCUUGUGAGAGCUAUAUUAUAUAACAAGCCUAUAAAUAUUAAACUGCACAAGCAAGCCAUUAGGUUUCUACUGGGGCUUGUUGUGAUUUCCAUGCUUGCAGUUGUCUACACAGCAGUUAUCUAUACAGUAAAUGGGGCACCUGUACAUGAGAUUGUGUUAAUGUCAUUACUGAUGGUCACAGCAUCGGUGAAUGCAGCUCUGCCUGCUGCUCUGACACUAGGCCUUCUGUAUGCUCAGACAAGGCUGAAGAAAAAGGGGAUUUUUUGUAUCAGCCCUCAGAGGAUAAAUGUGGCUGGCCAAUUGAAUCUUGCCUGUUUUGACAAGACAGGUACUCUUACAGAAGAUGUCUUAGAUUUAUAUGGGAUUCUUCCAUCAGAAGGCGGAUGUUUUCAGGAUAUGCAUAAUUUUUGUUCUGGAAAUCGACUUUCUUGGAACCAUGUGCUUGGGGCAAUGGCAAGUUGUCACUCACUGAUUAUAAUGGAUGGUGAAAAAUAUGGAGAUCCAUUAGAUAUAAAGAUGUUCGAAGGGACUGGAUGGGAGCUUGAAGACCCAACAAAAGGCAAUAAGAGAAAUGGAGAAUGUCUUUCAUGUUCAGUUGUUAAACCAGGAUGCAAAGCUCAGGAGGUCUCUGUUGAAGGAAUUUUGAUUCUGCAUCAAUUUCCAUUCUCUUCCACACUACAACGUAUGUCUGUUGUAACACAGGUCAUAGGAGAAGAGAGAUUCACAGUUUAUUUAAAGGGAGCUCCAGAGAUGGUCGUCCGCUUUUGCAAACCCGAAACUGUUCCCCAAAGUUUUUUAGAGACACUUGAUGUUUACACAAUGCAAGGAUUUCGAGUUAUAGGUCUAGCAUAUCGAUCAUUGGAAUUUGGACUACUUUCACAAUUAAAACACUUAAAAAGGGAAGAAGUUGAAUCAGAGCUUACAUUUCUAGGAUUCUUGAUCAUGGAAAAUCGCCUAAAGCAGGAGACAAAUGCAGUGUUGACGGAGCUUAUUAAUGCAAAUAUUAGAACUGUGAUGAUCACAGGUGACAAUCUCCAAACAGCACUGACAGUUGGAAAUAAUUGUGGGAUGAUGUCCAGUGGCAGCCAGAUUAUUUUAAUAGAAGCCAGUGAAGGCACAAAGGAUCUGCCUGUUUCGAUUACUUGGAAGACUAUUCAUGACACACAGCUAAAUGAGCAUCAGUCAAAAGAUACCCAUGUUGAUUUUGUGAACGGAUUAAUUUAUAACCCAACAAUGGAUGGAAAAUAUCACUUUGCAAUGACUGGGAAAACCUAUGAAGUCAUAUUGCAGCAUUUUUAUGACCUUCUACCCAAGAUCCUGCUGAAUGGGACAAUAUUUGCAAGAAUGACCCCACGCCAAAAAUCUAGUCUUAUCGAAGAAUUUCAAAAAUUAGACUACUAUGUUGGAAUGUGUGGAGAUGGAGCAAAUGAUUGUGGGGCACUUAAAGUUGCUCAUGCUGGGAUUUCAUUGUCAGAACUGGAAGCUUCGGUAGCAUCCCCUUUUACUUCAAAAAUCCCCAACAUUAAAUGUGUGCCCAUGCUAAUCAAGGAAGGACGGAAUGCUCUGGUUACCUCUUUCUCCAUGUUUAAAUUCUUAACGAUGUACAAUAUGAUCGUCGUGUUUUGCAUAGUGCUUCUCUUUUGGAAACAAAAACUUCUUGGCAACUUCCAGUAUCUCAUGCAAGAUUUGGCUAUCAACAUUACAAUUUCUUUAACAUUGGGUUUAACUGGCCCAGCCCCGAAAUUGGCUCCAUAUAGACCAUCAGGACAUCUUUUGUCCCCUCCUUUACUACUCUCCAUUUUUCUGCACAGCCUUUUUUCUAUUAUUGUGCAAACAAGUGUGUUCAUUAUACUUCUAUAUCAGCCAUGGUACAAUGAAACUGAUGUCUUCAGUGCUUGUCUUUCAUUGAAUCAAGAUAUAGCAAAUGUUACAACCAGAGAACCUGCAUUUGCAGAGAACUUUCUCACUGCUACAAUGUUUCCACUAACAGGAUUUAAUCUGAUCAUAGUUGGAUUUGUGUUCAGCAAAGGAAAACCAUUUAGACAACGCUUACACACUAACUACCUUCAUGCCUUAAUGUUGUUCGUGCAAGUUGUAUCCUAUAUAUUUUUGCUAUUUGCGAAUAUUGAAGAUGUUUACACUUCUAUGGAGCUUGUUUGCACACCUUAUGACUGGAGAAUUUUCAUCUUCCUUGUUGUGCUUGUACAUUUUAUUGUGUCCUAUGCUGUGGAGGAUGGAGUCAUUGAAAAUAGGAAACUCUGGUUAUGGAUAAAGAGAAGGUUAAACUACAAAUCAAAAAGCCAGUACAGAAAGCUACAAAGAAUAACAGAAACUGACCAAAACUGGCCUCCACUUAAUAGAACAGAUUAUGCCACCAGGUCUGUCUCUGCAAUGGACAACAAGACAAUUAUUUACAGUAAUGCAAUUCAUCACAUCCCAACUGGAGACAUGAAAGUACCAUUCCAGGAAGAGACUCAUGUAUAAAGUACAAUGCAAAUAAAUUAUUGUUAUUUUUGCUUUUUGCAUUUGAAGCAGUUACACUAA
Messenger RNA from Pelobates fuscus (common spadefoot toad), 3738 nucleotides. Its product is annotated as probable cation-transporting ATPase 13A5. NCBI's taxonomy places the organism in Eukaryota, Metazoa, Chordata, Amphibia, Anura, Pelobatidae. Gene Ontology annotation, biological process: polyamine transmembrane transport; intracellular calcium ion homeostasis. Gene Ontology annotation, cellular component: late endosome membrane. Gene Ontology annotation, molecular function: P-type transmembrane transporter activity; ATP hydrolysis activity; ATPase-coupled monoatomic cation transmembrane transporter activity. The record is from RefSeq and is a predicted model, not a curated record. The coding region runs from base 85 to 3678 and encodes 1197 amino acids. The transcript is spliced from 30 exons.